Messenger RNA from Aethalodelphis obliquidens (Pacific white-sided dolphin), 3565 nucleotides. RefSeq names its product transforming growth factor beta 1 induced transcript 1 (gene TGFB1I1). Gene Ontology annotation, cellular component: stress fiber; adherens junction; Z disc. The transcript is spliced from 11 exons. Lineage: Eukaryota; Metazoa; Chordata; Mammalia; Artiodactyla; Delphinidae. Gene Ontology annotation, biological process: muscle structure development; heart development; actin cytoskeleton organization. Gene Ontology annotation, molecular function: muscle alpha-actinin binding; actin binding. The record is from RefSeq and is a predicted model, not a curated record. The coding region runs from base 480 to 1799 and encodes 439 amino acids.
UGGCAGGCAGAUUCUUAACCACUGCGCCACCAGGGAAGCCCAGGAGUUUAAUAAGUAAUUAUGCGCUGGUUCCUGGAGCCCUGGGAUAUGGUUGAGUUCCCAGGCUGCUUCUGAGGAUGUGGUUUUAGGCCCCAGGGGAAGCCUGCUUCCUGCUGAGGCUACUUCAUUGCUCAGAUAGCCACCCAGCUGGACACAGACCUUGAUCAGGACUAAGAGGGUUGUGCUGAGGGGAUGUGAGAGUGGGGAUAUACAUCCAAGACCUUGGCACUAUGGUUUCCUCAGUUCCCUUCACCCAUCGUGGGUCUUUGGUCUCUGGAUCCAUUUUCAUAUCUUGGGCCAACUGUCCUGCCAUUUUUCUGAGGGAAGACCUACCGUGUUCUUCAAGCCCCUGAGGCCCUUAGUCGUGCCCAGAGGGAGCUGGAGCCCUAGGCUGGCAUUCAGAUGCCCUGCUCUCUGACCUGGAGACCACAACCUCUCACAUGCCAAGGUCAGGGGCUCUAAAAGAGCGGCCCCCAGAGCCCCUCACGUCUCCUCUGACACAGAUGGGGUCCGGGGAAUCUUCAGGAGCCUCUGGGGACAAGGAUCAUCUGUACAGCACGGUAUGCAAGCCUCGGUCCCCGAAGCCUGCGGCCCCUGCAGCCCCUCCAUUCUCCUCUUCCUGUGGUGUCUUGGGCACGGGUCUCUGUGAGCUAGACCGGUUGCUUCAGGAACUUAACGCUACUCAGUUCAACAUCACAGAUGAAAUAAUGUCUCAGUUCCCAUCUAGCAAGGAGACUGCAGGAGAGCAGAAGGAGGACCAAUCUGAGGACAAGAAAAGGCCCAGCCUCCCUCCCAGUCCAUCCCCUGUUCUCCCAAAGCCUUCGGCCACCUCAGCCACCCUGGAGCUAGAUAGGCUGAUGGCCUCACUCUCUGACUUCCGUGUCCAGAACCAUCUUCCGGCCUCUGGGCCAACCCAGCCACCAGUGCCAAGCUCCGUGAAUGAGGGCUCCUCCGCCCCACCAGGGCCCGCUGGCGAAGGCAGCCUAGACACCAUGCUGGGGCUGCUUCAGUCUGACCUCAGCCGCCGAGGCGUUCCCACCCAAGCCAAGGGCCUCUGUGGCUCCUGCAAUAAACCCAUUGCUGGGCAAGUGGUGACGGCGCUCGGCCGUGCUUGGCACCCUGAGCACUUCGUUUGCGGUGGCUGUUCCACAGCCCUGGGAGGCAGCAGCUUCUUCGAGAAGGAUGGAGCUCCCUUCUGUCCCGAGUGCUACUUCGAGCGCUUCUCCCCAAGAUGUGGCCUCUGCAAUCAACCCAUCCGACACAAGAUGGUUACUGCCUUGGGCACCCACUGGCACCCGGAGCAUUUCUGCUGCGUCAGUUGCGGGGAGCCCUUCGGAGAUGAGGGUUUCCACGAGCGGGAGGGCCGCCCCUACUGCCGCCGAGACUUCCUGCAGCUCUUCGCCCCGCGCUGCCAGGGCUGCCAAGGCCCCAUUCUGGAUAACUACAUCUCGGCGCUCAGCGCACUCUGGCACCCAGACUGUUUUGUCUGCAGGGAAUGCUUCGCGCCCUUCUCGGGAGGCAGCUUUUUUGAGCACGAGGGCCGUCCGCUGUGCGAGAACCAUUUCCACGCGCGGCGCGGGUCGCUGUGCGCCACGUGUGGCCUCCCGGUGACCGGCCGAUGCGUGUCGGCCCUGGGCCGCCGCUUCCAUCCGGACCACUUCACCUGCACCUUCUGCCUGCGCCCGCUCACCAAGGGCUCCUUCCAGGAGCGGGCGGGCAAGCCCUACUGCCAGCCCUGCUUCCUCAAGCUCUUCGGCUGACCGCCUGCCGGGCUCGCCCCUUUGGGAGAGCGCGGCCCCCCAAACCUCGCCCUUCCCGAAAAGACCGGGCUCUCCAGACCCCAAGGCCUUGCUCUUAGAGCGUGGGGCUCCCCCAGCCCAGCUCCGUGAGGCCCCACCCACUGGAGGGACAGGCCCCGAAGGUACUGUACGUUCUCCAUGGGCGAGUUCAGAAAAAGCCCCGCCGAUCCUAAGGCCACGCGCCCCACGAAGUGGGUCGUACACUGGCAAGCGAUCCCGCGUGAGCCCUUCACUUUAUUCCCAGCCUUGAGGGAGCCCCUCGACUGGAGGAGGGCCCUUGCAAUUCCCACGAAUCCGAGGCCAGGCCAGGAUGUCCCUCUCCCCGCCUCUCACUGCUCAGUGCACUUUUUUCUACCUACAUAAACACACAUUCCACGUCACACAGGUGCUGUGUCUCUGCGCGGGAGUGCCUCGCUUUGCGACGCCCCGCCCCUUAUACUGUCUCGGGCUGUGAUGCGUGAUGCGUUCUAGGCCACCGCCCUGUGGUGGGAGCCGGACCUUCAGACUCAGCCCUUGCAGGCUGUCCUUCACCUGUCAGAUGCGCCUGAGGAAAAGCUGGCCACCUGCGCAGGAUUGUACAGACGGUGACAAGCCGGGACGGGAGCUCAAGCAGGACCCACCAAACCUUCCCGUCCCCAACCCCCCAUCCUUCAUUUCCUUAUAUCCUCGAAAUACGCACUUAAUCUGUACCCCUCCCACUCCCUUCCACCUUGCCACCUUGGCUGGUUUCCAGAUUUUUCCCCCUCCUUAAAAGACCCUCAGAGAUGGGGCUCCAUUCAAGUGCCAAUUUGUGCCCACCUUUUGGAUCUGGGCAUUAAAUUACAGCUUCCCUCAUACGGGUAUUGACUCAUAACAGCUCCGCUAGGCAGAGGAUGACACUUGGGGUGGUCAGGGCAGUGACUGAGGGAAGCGCUGGGGGCUGUAAGAGCCAGAAGGAGGCUUCUAACUCAGAUUGGAAGUCAAGGAGGGCUUCCUGGAGGAGGUGACACCUGAGCCUAGCCCCAGCAGAGAAGGGUGGGGCCAGGGGUUCUUAAGUAUGGAGAAGUUCAGGCUCCAUCUGAAUCCCUAAGCCCCAGAGGCCUCUCUAAGCCUGGUACCUUAGACUCUGAAGUUCCCUAGGGAGGGGGCCUGGACUCCUGGGUCCUAACUACAGGGACCUUUGAGGCUGGAAACAAUGGAUUAUCAGAGGCCCUUCCAGCUUAAGGAGGAGCUAACAGCUAAGGAGAACAUGUGUGGGCAAGAGACAAAGGUGAGGUUCUCUGUCUUGGCCUCGGGCAGAACCCCCAGAUCCUUUCCUCUCUGAGGCUCCACCCCCUGGGUCUUCCUAGGCCUCCUGCUCUUCCUCUUCCACAAAUUCUUCCUGGGGAAUGCUUUCCAUCCCUUGGCUUGUAACCACCACCAAGUCUUGAGCCAUUCAUUUACCAAGUGUUUACUGAGCACGUGCUGUCCUAGGCUCCAUGCCAGGUGCUGGGGAGACCAUAGGGAACAUGUUCCUUGGCCUCACAGUCUAGUAUGGGGAGACAGAGGAAAAACAAACACACAGUGACAAGCAUGAUGAAGUAAUGGGGACUUCCUUGAUGGCCUAGGUAAAGAUGGCCCUUCCCUCUAGUUUCCACCCACAGCACCUCCCUAGUCCCUCACUUAUCACUAUUGCAAAUAAGUGUUUGUUUGUUGCUUGUUUAUUUCUGAAAUGAAGGCAAGCUCCUGGGAGUUUGUGUGUCAGAUGA